GAUCACGGCAAUGUGGCAAUUUUUAGUGAUUCAGUUGAUUUUUCUUCUAACUUUGCAAGCUCAUUCGACGACGCCGCAGGACGAAAAGCUGGUGCAUGCAUUUUUGCGCGGCAUGUCCAAUAUGCUGGGUGUCGGAGACCAACUGUCGCCGCUGCAGCCGAUCGACAAGGAAGUGAUAUUCAACUGCACCAGUAACCGAUCGGACGACUUCUUUCAGCCGGUGCUGCUGGACGAUCCCGACCUAUUACAAAAGUUGGACCUUCAAAAACCGAUUGCUUUCAUCAUUCAUGGUUGGAACAGCUCAUCCAGUGAACCACAUUUCCAGGAUAUGGCCCACAAUUACAGCCGGUUCGUGAACUGUAACAUCUGUUUGGUGGAUUGGACCAAUCUGUCUCGCUAUGAAUACGAUGUUGUCAUUCUGCAAAGCCUGCAAAUGGUAGUUGCAUAUUUCACAAGGUUUUUGCGAUUCUUAAACACCAACGGAAUAAGUUAUGCAAAUGUGACGCUUGUUGGACACAGUUUGGGGGCACAGAUCAGCGGUUUGGUGGGGAAGAGCCUGAACGGAGCUAUUGGGCAGAUUUUCGCGCUUGAUCCAGCCGCUUUGCUUUUCACAACGCCUAAGGAUGUGGGAGUAAACAACCGGCUCGUUCCGACUGAUGCACAGUACGUGCAGGCCAUUUUCACCUCCAAAGGAGAACUGUCCAUGGAAAUCGGUGCCGGGCAUCAAAACUUCUGGAUGAACGACGACGGCAAACAUCCGCAGCCUGGAUGCAAAAGUUUGGCAAAGAAUAAAGGCUUGCUCGAGCGGUUCUUCGAGCGACUGGUUUGCAGUCACAUGAUGGCGGCGGUCUACUUUACGGCAGCACUUGACCCAGCAGUGAAUUAUACUAUGAAGCGGUGUUUCGCAUACGGGAUGUACCAAAUCGGGUUGUGUUUCGGCAAAAAGGACGUUGUUGGGAUCCAUGCAAAACGAUUUUUGGGCGAUUUUUACGGCAGUGUUGAUCUGGUUUUUCCAUAUGGUUCAUAAAGCUAUUAAAUGAUAGACAACAUAAAGUGAAAACAUUGACACCACGAACGGAAAAAAGUUAGUAUUUGUA
Sabethes cyaneus is the source of this 1097-nucleotide messenger RNA. RefSeq names its product phospholipase A1-like. Bases 11 to 1027 code for a protein of 338 amino acids. The record is from RefSeq and is a predicted model, not a curated record. The transcript has 3 exons. Gene Ontology annotation, molecular function: lipase activity. NCBI's taxonomy places the organism in Eukaryota, Metazoa, Arthropoda, Insecta, Diptera, Culicidae.